Messenger RNA from Cucurbita pepo subsp. pepo (vegetable marrow), 594 nucleotides. NCBI's taxonomy places the organism in Eukaryota, Viridiplantae, Streptophyta, Magnoliopsida, Cucurbitales, Cucurbitaceae. The record is from RefSeq and is a predicted model, not a curated record.
AAAUCUCCCUUAACUGUUAUGCCAACUAAAACACCAGAUGGUGACCAACAUUUUCUCUUGUAUUUAAUCGCUGGUAUCUACUUUGGGCCUGACCUCAAAGGUGAAAGGCCAUUGAAGUCAGUUCUGCAGAGGCUUGCUGCGGCAUUGCCUCCCUAUACUUCUGAUCAACUUGCUGGAUCUCAAAUAAAGGUGGUGGAAGUAGAGCGCAUCUUUUAUUAUGUUUUGAGGAAGGCUGAUGAAUCUCUUAUUAUGAAAACGUCUUUACUGCACCAGUUCUUCCAAGGGAAGUUCCCUGCGCAAGGACGAGAUAUUAGUUUUCCUCAGUUUCCUGAUCUGUUUCCACCCGAACUCCAUCCCCAUUCUCGGUCCAAGAACUGGUAUAGGUUUAUCGAGAACCUUUCAUUUAUCCAUAACCCAGAUGUCAGCUAUCUCAACUCUGAGGAUGUUGAAAGGUUCAAGAGGCUAACAGGGCUCAAUGACUUCCUUUUGGAUAGAGACGCAGCAAGGUCGCACAAUUUUUCGGUUCGUAAGGUCCCGCCCAAUGUUGAAUCUACAGAUAAUCAUAAUACAUCAAAUAAAGAGUUCUCUCCUCUU